Cynoglossus semilaevis (tongue sole) is the source of this 8657-nucleotide messenger RNA. RefSeq names its product solute carrier family 8 member 1b (gene slc8a1b). The record is from RefSeq and is a predicted model, not a curated record. Gene Ontology annotation, cellular component: postsynapse; sarcolemma; axon. Gene Ontology annotation, molecular function: calcium:sodium antiporter activity. NCBI's taxonomy places the organism in Eukaryota, Metazoa, Chordata, Actinopteri, Pleuronectiformes, Cynoglossidae. Gene Ontology annotation, biological process: calcium ion import across plasma membrane; cell communication; sodium ion transmembrane transport. The transcript has 11 exons. Bases 958 to 3816 code for a protein of 952 amino acids.
UUAGGAUUAGAACUGCGGUCAGAUUAGCGGUACGAUCGGGAUUAGGAUUAGACAUUUAUUUAUUAAAAAAAAAAAAGAUGAGUAAUGUCGCUGUGAGAAAUCAAAGAACACGUGUGAGAGAGUGAGUGAGAGAGGGUAGAACAAACACUGACACGAGAGAGAGAGCUGAUCCUCGGUCAGUGUGUGAGGGAACAGUCGAAGGAGAGACACACACACACUCUCUCACUCUCUCUCACUCUCUCUCUCUCUCUCUCACUCUCUCUCUCCCUCGUCUUGCUCUGGCGCUGACAAAGAGCUCAGAGAGCCGAGGAGAACGUGGAAGGAAGAAUGAGGAAGAACUCCGCUCUCCUGCUCCAGCUCCAGCUCCAGCUCCAGCUCCAGCUCCAGCUCCAGCUCCAGCCCCAGCUCCUGCUCCAGCUCCUGCUCUCCAGCGUCUCGCCUCAGCCGAUGCGGGUUUGCUGAUGAGGCGCCGCUCCGGUCACCCGAUCAUACAGGUCGUUCGGGUCGAGCUGCGUGGAAACGAGGAGUCGGCAACAACAGCCGGCAACAAAUAAACAGAAAGAGGAAGACGAAGAAAGAAAAAGAAAAAAAAAACAUUCCGUGCAUGGGAAUCCGGACUCCUCACCCCUCCUCCUGCGCGUCUCGGUCGGUGGAUGCGCCGUCUUGGCUGGUGUAUAAGAGCUCCCUGCGUCUCCAUUACCAUUCCCUACUACUGCUGGCGGUCCUCUGCGACUACACCUCCUCCUCCUCCACCUCCUCCUCCUCCUUCUCCAGCUCCUCCGGCUCCUCUUCUACUUCUUCUUCUUCCUGCUACUUGCACCGCAAUCAGUGAAGCUCUGAAGUUCUGCUUCUAGGAACCGGUUCUCUCUCUCUCUCCAGGUUCGGGACUCUGUGAGAAUAAAAAAGGUUGAAGGUUCCCGUUAAUCGUCACCUGGAGGUUCUGACCAGGACGUCACCAUGGGUUGCAGGGAUCGCUCCUCCCUCUUCUCCCCUGUCCUGAGGCUAACGGUCAUCGCAGCGAUUCUUCUCAUCAAGGUCCAACCCUCAGUGGCCGGUGCCCCCCCUGAUGCUAACCUGGGUAGCUCUGUUUCAGCAGUGUCCACCAACAAAACAGAGUGCAGCAAGCCAGAGGAGUGUGCAAGGGGUGUGAUCCUCCCCAUCUGGGAGCCCCCGAACCCGUCGUUUGGUGACAAAGUCGCCCGGGCCACGGUCUACUUUGUGGCUCUGGUCUACAUGUUCUUGGGUGUGUCUAUUAUCGCUGACCGCUUCAUGGCAUCUAUAGAGGUGAUCACAUCACAGGAAAAGGAAAUCACCAUCAAGAAGCCCAACGGAGAGACCACCACCACCACGGUCAGGAUCUGGAACGAGACCGUCUCCAAUCUUACGCUCAUGGCCCUGGGCUCCUCUGCUCCUGAAAUCCUGCUCUCUGUCAUCGAGGUCAUGGGUCACGGCUUCGAAGCCGGAACGCUGGGCCCUUCCACCAUUGUGGGCUCUGCUGCUUUCAACAUGUUUGUCAUCAUUGGGAUUUGUGUGUACGUUGUCCCCGAUGGUGAGACGAGGAAGGUCAAGCACUUGCGUGUCUUCUUCGUCACGGCCACCUGGAGUAUCUUCGCCUAUAUUUGGCUCUACCUCAUCCUGUCUGUGAUCUCACCUGGUGUGGUGCAGGUGUGGGAGGGGCUUCUCACCUUCUUCUUCUUCCCCAUCUGUGUGGUGUUCGCCUGGGUGGCUGACCGCCGCCUGCUCUUCUACAAGUAUGUGUACAAGCGCUACCGCACUGGCAAGCAACGUGGCAUGAUCAUUGAGACGGAGGGCGAUCGCCCACUUCCUCCAAAGGUGGAUAUUGAGAUGGAUGGGAAGAUGCUGAACUCCCAUGGUGUUGACUUCCUGGAUGGUCCUUUGGGUUUGGAUCUGGAUGAGAAAGAUCUGGACGAGGAGGAGACCCGCAGAGACAUGGCCAAGAUCCUGAAGGAACUCAAACAGAAACAUCCGGACAAAGAGGUGGAACAACUUAUCGAACUUGCCAACUACCAAGUCUUGAGUCAGCAGCAGAAGAGUCGUGCCUUCUACCGCUGCCAGGCCACCAGACUGAUGACCGGCGCCGGGAACAUUUUGAAAAAACAUGCAGCCGAUCAGGCCCGGAAGGCCGUCAGCAUGCACGAGGUCCGCUCAGAUACCGGCGAGAACGACCCCAUCUCCAAGAUCUUCUUUGAGCCUGGCUCCUACCAGUGCCUUGAGAACUGCGGCACGGUGGCGGUGAAUGUGAUACGCCGUGGCGGUGACCUGGGCAAAACCAUUUCUGUGGAGUAUCGGACGGAGGACGGAACUGCCAAUGCCGGCUCCGACUACGAGUUCACAGAGGGCGUAGUUGUUUUCAAGCCUGGUGAGACCAUGAAGGAGGUUCGUGUUGGGAUCAUCGACGACGACAUCUUUGAGGAGGACGAAAACUUCUUGAUCCACCUUUCCAGCGUUAAGGUGUUGACCUCAGAGGGCGAGGAACCAGAGGAAGGAGAGUCAGCCAAUCACGUGGACUCUGUGGCCUGCCUGGGCUUACCAUCCACAGCGACCGUCACCAUCUUUGAUGAUGACCAUGCAGGUAUCUUUACCUUUGAGGAGCCGGUGUGCCACGUGAGCGAGAGCGUCGGCACCAUGGAGGUGAAGGUGUUGAGAACGUCCGGGGCUCGCGGCGUAGUCAUGCUGCCGUACAAAACAAUAGAGGGAUCAGCACGCGGCAACGGAGAGGACUUCGAAGACACUCACGGAAUCCUGGAAUUCCAGAACGAUGAGAUCUUUAAAACCAUCAAGGUGAAGGUAAUUGACGACGAGGAGUACGAGAAGAACAAGACCUUCUACAUAGAGAUCGGGGAGCCACGCCUGGUGGAGAACAACGAAACCAAAGGUCAGGAAGGUCAAGAGGAACAGACGCAGCAGAAGGAGGUGGAGGAGGAAGAGGAGGCGCUGACAGGAAAGGAUGAAGAGGAGCGACGCAUCGCCGAGAUGGGACGGCCCAUGUUGGGAGACCACGUCAAACUGGAGGUCAUCAUCGAGGAGUCGUACGAGUUCAAGAACACAGUGGACAAGUUGAUAAAGAAAACCAACCUGGCUCUGCUGGUUGGAACCAACAGCUGGAGAGACCAGUUCAUCGAAGCCAUCACUGUGAGCGCAGGUGAAGAUGACGACGACGAGGAGUGCGGUGAAGAGAAGCUGCCGUCCUGCUUCGACUACGUCAUGCACUUCCUCACCGUCUUCUGGAAAGUUCUGUUCGCCUUCGUCCCGCCCACAGACUACUGGAACGGCUGGGCCUGUUUCGUCGUCUCCAUCUGCAUGAUUGGUCUGCUCACCGCCGUCAUCGGUGACCUGGCCUCCCACUUCGGCUGCACAGUCGGCCUGAAGGACUCGGUGACCGCGGUCGUAUUCGUUGCGUUGGGAACCUCUGUACCAGACACCUUUGCCAGUAAAGUGGCUGCCAUCCAGGAUCAGUACGCCGACGCAUCCAUUGGUAAUGUGACGGGAUCCAAUGCUGUCAACGUUUUCCUGGGUAUCGGGGUGGCGUGGUCCAUUGCCGCCAUCUACCACCAGAGCAAGGGGGAGGAGUUCAGAGUGGACCCGGGAACACUGGCCUUCUCGGUCACUCUCUUCACCAUCUUCGCCUUCGUCUCCGUCGGCGUACUGAUGUACCGACGGAAGCCGGAGAUCGGGGGGGAGCUGGGUGGUCCUCGGACUGCCAAGGUUCUGACCACCAUGCUGUUCGUCAGCCUGUGGCUCCUCUACAUCCUCUUCUCCUCACUGGAGGCCUACUGUCACAUCCAGGGCUUCUAAGACGUCGGGAGACGACGAGGCCCGACGGCCACGACAGAAAGAAUGUGGAAGAAGAAGAAGAAGAAGAUGAUGAUGAAGAAGAUGAAGAGACGGAGGGGAGGUGAGUCAGAAAGUGAGACAGUCUGGUUGAUCAAUCGCUCCCUCCCUUUUACGCAAUAGAUUGAAUGAUGGAUGAAUGCAUUAGAUGUACAUACAGAGGAGUGGAGGACGCAUCAAAGCAAUUUUAAACACAGCGGAAAGAAGUUCUGGAUACACUGAAGGACGACGGCAAACGGGGAAACACAGGAGCUGAAGAACCGGCUCAAAAUAUUUCAAAAACUAUGGAAUCCUUUCUGUGAUCUGUCAACACGAACCAAUCAACUUUUCUUGAACUUUCUUCUUGUUUUAAACACAUCAAAUGGAUCUAAGAAAAAAGUAAAAUUGAAAUAAAUACGAAGCUGCUUCAGCCAUACGACAGAAACAAGUCAACAACGUGGGGAGGAAGGAGCUAACGCUAACGUCCGACCGCAGGUGAACUGAACCAGUAUGUUUGUGCAUGAUCAGACAAACUGACGGCUCAGAAGAAGAAAAAUCCAUUAUUUUACCUGCAACUGUUAUUAGCCAAUGAGCUGAGAGCUGGUGUGUGACAGUGUUCCUGUGCUUGUGUGAUGUGGGAAGAUGGUCACAUACUGUGAAGAGUUAAAAAAGAAAAAAAAAAAGGCCUCUGGUUUGGCUGUCUGUGCAGCGCUCCAGUCACUCUCUCUCUCUCUCUCUCUCUCUCUCUCUCUUCUUCUGUCUUUCUGGCAUUUUCUCUCUGCCUGUACAAAUGCUUUUUAAGAAGGUCACAAUCAGCCGAGAGAAGGUUUUUUUUUUUUUUUUUUUCUGAGGUUAGAAAUGUAAAUAUAAUAAUAGGAGUUGAACUAGCGCCGCAGCUCCACUCCAUCUGAAUGUCACCGUCUAGGCUCCCGACGGCGCCCUCCUCCUGUUGAUUUAUACUAUAGAACAAUGUAGUUAUGAUUUAAGGUCUAAUUUUAAUCGAGAAAAAAAAGGGGUUAUUUAAGUGUGCUUUUACCUUUAAUAAUGGCCAUGUCCGAGAAGGAAAAAAUGGCCACGAGUACCGUUAAAAACUGUUAGCGCAUCGAUCGCCGUUGCAUUAAUAUCUAGAGUUAAUAUUCCGUCUGUUUUUAUCUGUGGGAUCCUGUGGUCCAGUUUUUCACCGUGGUUCUGUGGUCAGUAGUGGUCAUAGACGUUCACGCCGCUUCUGUCGUCACUCUCCUAUUGGUUUACUAACAGUUUUGCUCAUCCCAGUGUGUUUUGAGCGCCACCUACUGGCUGGGCAGUGGAACAAUCGAAAAAUUCCUCAAGGGCUUUAUAAGAAAGAACCACUAAGACCCAUCCGUGAGCUCUGAUUUAGGAUUCUGCGUCUGGAGUGAUAGUCUUAGACGUGAACAUCGCUGGUGUAGGUUUGAGGUUUGACUUCUACGUAAUUCACAUCGCUUCUUUUCACUAGUCUAAUUCCAAGUCAAACACUACUCCUAUUAUUCCUCUUUUUUUAAUCCGUGUGUAGACCGGCAAAUGUUCAAAGAACGUUGCUAAGUUGUGUGGAGUCACUACUGUUGGUGAAAGAAAAAGAAGUUGUAUCUCGAUUCACUGAUCAAAAUGAAAUGAAAACUCUGGACCUCUCCACGUCGGCCUCAGAAGUAGACCAGGUUAGAACCAAAGCUAAGACCGACCCAGAUCUGCCAACAUUUCCACUGGUACCACCUGGUUUCUUUAAUGACUUAUCAUUGUGGAGUCUGAGCUCUGAUUGGUCGAUCCGAGAUCUUUUCCCUGGUCUAAUUCUAGUAACACUGUUUUGGGGAGUCUGGCCGACUGGUUGCUGGCUUUUGUUAACACAUCACAUAUGGUGACAAAACUAAAAGACAAAAACAACAAUAAUAACAGGCCAGAACUGGUCAGCCUGAAGGGGAGGAGUCGGAUUAUUACACCAAAAAUCUUCAUACCAUCAUUUCAGUUGGCCGCUGGGACUGUUCUUACAAUGAGCUUAAUUUAGACUGUUUGGCUUCUCCUCUAGCUGGUUCCCCCCCCGGGGGGCCAUUGAAAUAAUGAGUCCAUUUGUCCAAUGAGCUCAUGCUAAUUAGCACGGCAGUCAUUUUGAUGAACAGUGGCUAAAUGUUCAUUAUCGAGCACAAACUAGUGAGAGUUUUUUUGGGGGGGGUUUAUCUGCCCCAACUGAUUUAAAAACUAAUUCUAAGUAGAUUUACUCCCACGGUUUGUCGUGGUGUUGUUGUUGUUGUUGUUUUCUUUUUCUUUCUUCUUUUUCGGCUGUCUUUCUCCUGCCUGGCAGCUCCGUCUCCAACAUCCUUUGUCCAAUAUGUCUCCUCCACCACGUCCUGUCCAACCCAGUCUGUCCCUUUUCCACUGUCUUCAUGUUGGACAGGCCGUUGACUCCAGAUAUUGAAACAACUCCAUCUUCACUACCUCUACUGUUUUUCGUCUAGGCUAAAAAAAAGAAUUACUUAACAAUUUAAGGCAAGUUUAGGAACAUUUUACUAUAAACACUAUAAAAAGCCACUGACAACGACGUCACGUGAAACAAACGUUGUUAUUAUGACAAAAAUCUUUCCCAAUCGUGUGUCCACAAAAAUGUGUAGCGCAUGAAUCCCGAUCCCUACAUGUAUAUUAGGGAUGUCCCAUAUGAACUUUUUGCCGAUAUUGUCCAAACACUUUUUCGUUAUCAAAAAAACGAUAACGAUUCUUACAUAAUUAUGCCAAUAUCGGCCGUUAAUAUCAGUUGGCCGAUAUUGUCGACAUCCCUAUAAAUCUGUGCGUGACUGUGUGUGACUAGCGCAAAGGUUUACACUAUAGACUGUUAACUCUUUGUUCGACUUAAUCAACAGAGACUGAAGUCGUUCGUUAACCUAAAUGUCUUCGUUAGCGUUCAAAGGUCCAUUGUUCAAAUGGCACAACACUGUAUGCAUCGGAAUUGGCCAGAGAUUUCCUGCUGGUAUUGUGUUUUUUAAACUUGUCGGGUUUUUUUUUUUUUAACCAUUAUUGAAAAAGUCUUCUGUUCGUUGGGUUGUUUGGACAUUCAGUGACUUCAGUUGUUCUUGGUUUUUCAGUCUUAUAAAACCCUGUGAGGGUAGAGUAGGGUUCGGAUUAGCCGUCAGUUGUUUGAGCUUAAAAAAAAAUUGGGACGGUCUCCAAAAAGGCCACUCCAGAACCAAAACAUGUCAGUAGGUGGUGCUAGCCUGAUGUCCAGCACUGCGCUUCGUGCACUAAAAUUUGACCAAACUCGCAGUUUUGUGCUGCUGCAAAGUCUUUAAACAGAGGCAGUUUUGAGCAGAAAACAAACAAAAAAAGAAAUCGCUGCAGUUGCCAAAAUCUGCACAAUGUGAAGGCCUUGGAGUGGCAGUUUACCCCUGUUUUUGCCAAAGGGAAAUGUUUUUAUCUGAAUUUUGCAGUCCAAACAACAUAGGGUUUUAUAACCAGUAAAUCUUAGAAACAAAAAUUUAAAAAAAAAUCAUAUAUCACUACAACAACAACAACAAAAAAAAGAUUUAGAAAGACACCUUGAUAUUGUUAACAUUCUCUUGAAUCUUUCUAUUUGAAUUUAUAUGAGAUUGUCUCUUCACUGGCAUGGAGCUGAAGGUUUAUACACUGUAAAGAACAAUAUAUAUAUAACGCUAGCUUGCGCAAAACAAAGAAAAGAAAAUGUAGAAGCCGUUUGCGUCAGUUGUUUUUUUAGUUGUUUUUUUUUUGAGUAGUUCUAACAGGGUACUUUUGUCUUUGGUCAAACUACACCGUGUUGGAUUUACUACGUAGCGAAAGCCUGCUGCUUGAAUUGACAGAGAGAAUUUUGUGGAGGGAAGCAACUCUGGUUCGUUGACUUGGCGUUAGUUACAGGAGCUAACGUUUUAGCUCAUAUCAAUGUUAGCUCAUUUUUGUACCGCGUCUCUCGUUUUACUUUGUCUUAAAAGCUAAUCUGAUGUAAUGUUAACGGCAGAUUAGCCACAGCCACUGUUUAAAAAGCUGAUGCUAAUGCUAAUAUCCCUUGGUCUGAACCAAGUUUGGAAGCUAAACAACUUAGCCACCGGUUGCAUGUUAACUUAGCCACAGUCAGUUUGUUUUUCCUGUAGAACUAUAACAGUAGACAGAUCAAGAAGUUUCAUCAAUUCCUGCAGAAUUAAUAGUCUUAAUAAUUAGUUCCAGACUGUUUUCGAUCAAAUAUGAUGUCAGAAAACUAACAUUUAGCCUAAAGAGUCGAGGCUUGUCUUAAUGUGACAUCAUGUGCCUAGGUUUAGCUACCAGACUUGGUUUAGAAAGGGUCGAAGGAAAGACAUCGGCCAUCGCUGUACUUAAAGCAAGGAGGAAAAAAAAAAAGUUCUGUGGUUGGAGUUCGAAGAAGGUUUGAAAGUGAAGGAACAGCUUUGCACUGGUUCUGUUUUUGUUUGUUUUUUUAGGUUCAGGUGAAAUGGCUGCUCUGUUGUUUCAUUGAUGUAAAACAGUGACAGAAAUGUUUUGGAGUUUGUUAAAAGGGGUGUUUUGUUUUUUGGACUCUGAUGUACACAAUGAUGAGGUCGUACAAAAAACAAAACAACAACAACCGUGAUGUUGAAUCAGUGGUGUCGCUGUCGGCCACUGUGCUGUGGUUGACUUGCGUUGCCUCGUUGCUGACUGUCUGACAGACUGAGGAGCGACAGCUGACAGACAGACAGUCACACAGACUUGAACUGAAGGAAGGACAAAAGCCACCACUCCUGGUACGACGCUGGGUGACAUCACACUGGGACGUGGAGAAACAAACACUACCAGAGCUCUUCUCUACACUUGAGGUGACAAAGAACAAAAAAAAUAAAAAA